Trichechus manatus latirostris (Florida manatee) is the source of this 1350-nucleotide messenger RNA. RefSeq names its product vestigial like family member 4 (gene VGLL4). Gene Ontology annotation, molecular function: transcription coactivator binding. Lineage: Eukaryota; Metazoa; Chordata; Mammalia; Sirenia; Trichechidae. The record is from RefSeq and is a predicted model, not a curated record. The coding region runs from base 394 to 1284 and encodes 296 amino acids. The transcript has 5 exons. Gene Ontology annotation, biological process: negative regulation of DNA-templated transcription.
GACUUGCAGCGGGCUGUGAGGGACGCUAGCGUGUCUUUGUCCUAGGAAAUGUGCUUCAUGUUUGCCUUCUUUGCCCCUUUUUUAUUCCGAAGCAAGACUUGCAAAGACUUCUGAAACUACUUUUUUCAUGCUCCAUCGAGGAUACAAUACGUAUACCGCCUACAAAGAAAUCCUGGAGGGGUUUUGUGUGAGUUAGUUUUCGUGUGUGUGUGUGUGUGUGUGUGUUUCUUUUUACUUUUACUUACUUUGUUUUGAUCAUCUGAGGUCGGGCCUCUGUCUUUGUGAAGUUAAGAGAAGAGCCAGGAGCUACUCAGCAUUGAUUUUUUUUUUUUCCUUGAAACUUACUAUUUGGGGGCGAAACCAAAGAGCUGGUUUUCUUUGCUAGCCCAAUAAAUGCUAUUUAUGAAGAUGGACCUGUUGAACUACCAGUACUUGGACAAGAUGAACAACAAUAUCGGCAUUCUGUGCUACGAAGGUGAAGCUGCUCUCAGGGGCGAGCCCAGAAUGCAGACCCUCCCUGUGGCCUCUGCCCUUACCAGCCACCGCACAGGCCCUCCUCCCAUCAGUCCCAGCAAGAGGAAGUUCAGCAUGGAGCAAGCCGACGAUGACCUAGACUGUGAAAAUGACCAUGUUUCCAAGAUGAGUCGCAUCUUUAGCCCCCAUCUGAACAAGACGGCCAAUGGCGACUGCCGGAAAGACCACCGGGAACGGAGCCGCAGCCCCAUCGAGCGUGCGGUGGCCCCCACCGUGAGCCUGCACGGCAGCCACCUGUAUGCGUCUAUCCCCAGCCUAACGCUGGAGCAGCCCCUUGCCCUGACCAAGAACAGCAUGGACGCUAGCAGGCCAGUCGGCAUCUCACCCACGCUGGCCCCGGCCGAGCGGCAGCAGAACCGGCCUUCCGUGAUCACGUGCGCCUCUGCCAGCAACCGCAACUGCAACCUCUCCCACUGCCCCAUCGCGCACAGUGGCUGCGUGGCCUCCCUGCCCACCAACUACAGGAGGCCCCUGAGCACGACCACCACCUGUGACCCCGUGGUGGAGGAGCAUUUCCGCAGGAGCCUGGGCAAGAACUACAAGGAACCCGAGCCAGCCCCCAACUCGGUGUCCAUCACAGGCUCUGUGGAUGACCACUUUGCCAAAGCCCUUGGUGACACGUGGCUUCAGAUCAAAGCGGCCAAGGAUGGUGCCUCCAGCAGCCCGGAGUCAGCCUCGCGGAGGGGCCAGCCUGCCAGCCCCUCCGCCCACAUGGUCAACCACAGCCACUCCCCCUCCGUGGUCUCAUGAGCAGGACGUGCCCUUGAACACGACGCGGAUCUGCAUGGUUUGCCUGAGCUUUGAACAGUCGUGCUU